CGCCAAUGCAUUGCACCGGAAGUGCCAAUAGAGCGUUGCGCAGCGCGCGGAGUUCAGAGUCCGCCGUCAUGGCGGGGGUCCGGGGGGUCGAGCUGCACGAUGGAGUUUGCAGUGCAGAUGAGCUGUGAGAGCUGCGCCGAAGCCGUGCGGGCAGCGCUGGAGGGCGCCCCAGGCGUGCGGCUGCUGGAGCUGCGCCCCGAGACGCAGACGGUGCUGCUGGAGGCCCAGGUGGGAGCGGAGCGCGUGAAGGAGCUGCUGGAAUCCAGCGGGCGCCGCGCGGUGCUGCGGGGUCUGGGGUCCCCGGGGGGUCCCCAUGGAGGUGACACAACGACGGCGGCGGUGGCGGCGCUGUCUGGUGAUGGCGGCGGAGGCGUGAGGGUUGUGAGAUUCCUGCAGGUUUCCCCAGAGCUCUGUUUGGUGGAUGGAGUCAUCGAUGGGCUGCGGCCCGGCCCCCAUGGGCUCCACGUGCACGAGUUUGGGGACACGUCCCAGGGCUGUGAGAGCUGUGGGGAUCACUACAACCCCGACGGGGAGAGCCAUGGGGGGCCACAGGAUCAGCAUCGGCACGCCGGGGACCUGGGCAACGUGUGGGCUGACGCCGAGGGCCGAGCUGCGUUCCGGAUGGAGGACACGCGGCUGAAGGUGUGGGACAUCAUCGGCCGCUCGGUGGUGGUGGAUGCGGGGGAGGACGACCUGGGCCGGGGCGGCCAUGCGCUGUCCAAGCUGACGGGGAACUCGGGGCCCAGGUUGGCCUGCGGGGUGGUGGCCCGGGCAGCUGGGCUCUUCCAGAACCCCAAACAGCUCUGCACCUGUGAUGGCCUCACGCUGUGGGACGAGCGGGACCGGGCUGCAGCCCCCAGCCCCCACGGGCAGCCCCCAGCCCCACGGCAGCCCCGACCCCACACCUGUAGGCGGAAGAACGAGCAGGAAAGCACUUUGUGCCCCCCCCUUCUUCCCCCCCAGCUCCACCCCCGAAGGACCAAAGAGAAAUAA
Lagopus muta (rock ptarmigan) is the source of this 993-nucleotide messenger RNA. It is a transcript of the gene CCS, whose product is annotated as copper chaperone for superoxide dismutase. Gene Ontology annotation, molecular function: copper ion binding. Lineage: Eukaryota; Metazoa; Chordata; Aves; Galliformes; Phasianidae. The record is from RefSeq and is a predicted model, not a curated record. Gene Ontology annotation, biological process: removal of superoxide radicals.